Messenger RNA from Scatophagus argus, 3828 nucleotides. RefSeq names its product kelch-like protein 11. The transcript has 2 exons. Lineage: Eukaryota; Metazoa; Chordata; Actinopteri; Scatophagidae. The record is from RefSeq and is a predicted model, not a curated record. The coding region runs from base 119 to 2167 and encodes 682 amino acids. Gene Ontology annotation, molecular function: protein binding.
UUCAUCGUCAUUCUCCGUGUUUUAACUCCGCGAAUGUGUGGCUGCGUAUGUCCCCUCCUCUCCUUCGCUAGUUCACUUCAUUUCCCACCACUGCUCACCUCCAGCGCCGGGCAGCAGAAUGGCAGCGGCGGCCCCCAACCCGGAGGAUUCCGCCAGGAGCUGCAGUAGUGGCGGCACCGGCACACCUAGCGCCCUUGCCGGAGACGGGGACGCCGAGGAGACCGAGGAUUUCUCCUCCUCCUCCCACUGCUCGGAGCUGUCUCGGCGGCAGAACGAGCAGAGGAAGCAGGGUUUAUUCUGCGAUGUGACGCUGGCCUUCAGCAGCGGGGUGGCUACCGGGAGCGUCCAGAGCUGUGAGUUUUCAGCCCACAGGUCUGUCCUGGCUGCGGCCACCGAUUAUUUCACCCCUCUGCUGGGAGGACAGUUUUCCGAGUCCUUGUCCGGACGGGUAGAGAUGAAGGAAUGGAGCUCAGAACUGGGGCCGGACCCGGAUACGGUGGAGAGUGUCAUCCAGUAUAUGUACACGGGAGAAAUACGCGUUAGCACCUGCAAUGUACACGAAGUACUGGAGCUAGCUGAUAGAUUUCUCCUGCUGCAACUAAAGGAUUUCUGUGGUGAGUUCCUUAAGAAGAAGCUGAGCCUGACCAACUGUGUGGCUGUGCACAGUCUAGCCCACAUGUACACCUUGGACCAGCUUGCUCUACGGGCUGCAGACAUGAUCCGCCGCAACUUCCACAAGGUUAUCCAGGAUGACGAGUUCUACACGCUGCCCUUUCACCUGGUCCGAGACUGGCUGUCCGAUGCAGAGAUAACAGUGGAUUCUGAGGAGGUGCUUUUUGAGGCUGUGGUGAAGUGGGUGCAGAAGAACUCGGAGGAGCGAAGUCGCUACUUUGAGGAGCUGUUCCGUCUCCUGAGGCUGCCCCAAAUCAAGCCCACCUACCUGACCAGGGUGGUGAAAAAUGAACGGCUGGUGGCUAACAACGAAGCCUGUCUUCGGCUGGUGUCAGAGGCAGUAGAAGGCCACGCCAUCCGCUUUGAGAACCUCAAGUCAGCUGAUAUGGAGUUCUGGUCUUCCCACAUGGCCUCCUUUCAGCCUCGCUUUGGCCAGAACAUGGACGUUAUCAUGGUUGUAGGUGGUGUGUCAGAGGGAGGGGACUACCUGAGCGAGUGUGUGGGCUACUUCAUUUACGAGGACCGUUGGGUCAACCUGCCGCACAUCCACAACCACCUGGAUGGCCAUGCCAUCGCUGCCACCGAGUCCCACGUCUACGUAGCAGGCUCUAUGGAACCAGGCUUUGCUAAGACAGUGGAACGGUACAAUCCCAAUCGUAACACCUGGGAGCAGGUGAGCAACCUGACCACACGUAAGCACUCCUUUGGCCUCACCUGCAUUAAGGAUAUACUGUACAGCAUUGGUGGCCACGGAAACUUCAGUCCAGGCUUCAAAGAUGUUAGUGUAUAUGAGCCUGAGCAGGACAAGUGGCACAAUCUCGAAUCUGCGCCCAAAAUCCUGCGGGAUGUGAAGGCAGUCAGUGUGGAGGACCGUUAUGUGUACGUCACGGCACGCACGCCUGUUGAUACGGAUAAUGAGGACGGACUGAAGACAGUGACCACUCGCUAUGACACAGAGAGCCGCCAGUGGCAAGAUGUUGAUUCCCUGCCCCUUAUUGACAACUACUGCAUCUUCCAGAUGGCUGUGGCCUCUACUAACUUCUACCACACAGCCUCCUGCUGCCCCAAGAGCUACGCAGUGAGGGAUGAGGUUGCAAAGCAGAAAAUCAGUGUGCGCAUCUCUGAUGAGAUCCUGGAGAGCCUGCCACCAGAGGUUACCAGCAUAGAGGGUGCUGCUAUCUGCCACUUUGAUGAGGAUGUCUUUAUCAUCGGAGGCUGGAAGAACAGCGAUGACGUGGACAAGCAGUACCGCAAGGAGGCCUACCGUUACUGUGCUGAGAGGAAGCGCUGGAUGCUGCUGCCGCCCAUGCCUCAGCCUCGCUGCCGAGCCACCGCCUGCCACGUCCGCAUCCCCUAUCGUUUCCUGUAUGGCUGCCAGCGCUACCCCAUGCCCCAGAACCUGGCCCGGCAGCGAGAUCGCAUGCAGCAGAUGCAGCAGCUUCACCGGCGCACGCUCACCCUGCGCCGGCAGCUCCAGUCACAGAUAGAGUGCUGAGCAAGUCGGCUCCACUGCAAGCCGCCAUUCCAUUGCAGCCAUCUUCAUCAGCCUUCACUCACUCAUACGUAACAUGCAGCAGAGGGUCCUGUGUCGCUGUCACACUGGAUUUCAUUAAACUGAACCCUGUGCCAUCAGCUCUCAUGCUGUGUUGUGUUAAGGACUGAUUUGUCGAAAGCCAUGAAACGUGCAAGCAGGUGCGUACUGACCGGCUGGUGGUUUGUGAAGAGGUAUAAGGCUAAUGUAAACAUGUGAAUAAGAGUGUUAUAUAGUAGCCAACAACUGAAUAUCCUCAUGUCAAGUAUGUUGGUGUAGAUGCUGUUUAUCUGUGUGUACAUAAAUAAUAUAAAACUGUAUAUGUAAACAUUUCUAUGGAUAUUUGACAUUCCUUUAUUGUAUCCCCAUACUGGAAAAGCUAUGUGAUAUUAAUAAUAAGUGCAUUCCUGCAUUCAGUCCAGUUCGCUUAAUGAAAUCUCAUUCCAUUGUAACACUGUGACAAUCUCCUCAUGAAAGUAUAACAUCAGUUCAGAAGUCUUAACUCACUCCUCACAAACAGCUUCUAUCAUAAUUGUUCUAUUAGAAUGGCUCUUCUUGUUACUGUCCAGCCUAGACAAGUAAAUAUGAACUAAUUCAGAUAAGAUGUUAAUCUAAAAUCCUGUAGAGUAGUUUGCUUUUUAGAUUGCAGUUUCUGUCAUUUUUGUUGCUCAUGUAACACUUGAAAACUAGUGAUCCCUUUCUGAAGAGAUGAAGUGAUGAGAGAAAUGUUCUGGUGAAAAGAUGUGAUUAGAUGUGAUGAAAUUGUUCCUUUUGAGUUUUCUAAAUAUUGACAUAUUCAAUCUGGCCACUGAGAUAAGCACCAAUCACUGGCAGUGGCUGAAUCAUUGGCUCAUUCAUUCCUUCCUUCCUUUUUUUUUUUUUUUUUUUUUUUUUUUUUUGCACUUUCACAUUGCUCAGUGGUUUCCCAUUCAUUCAAGAAUACAUAGAAAAUGUGUGUGAGUGCUGGAGAAUGUAUGAUUUGUGUUUGCAGGGCAAAGCUUCUCUACAACUGCACUUUUUGACAUCUAACUUUAAAGUCUUAUAUAAACAUAGGGAUUUAAUUUGCCACUGCACUUUGACUUUGCAUUUCAUUUGUUCCAUAUCAGACAAGGUGAUUGUACUUUGGAAAGAGUUUGUUUUAGCUAUCUUCCAGACAGUAAGAUGUGAUGCUCUUUGAAAAGAAGUUCUCAUUAUUUGUGGAUUUGUUUCCAACAUUAAAGGUCUUGUAAGACCUUGUGUUACUGUACUUCACCUGAAGCUGGAUGUAUAUCAGAGAUCUGCAUUAUUGUUCUGUGGUUUCUUUUCACCCUCCAAAGAGGCUUAGAGGUGAGAUGAAAAGGAGUCAGAUUUAUAGGCAAAAUGAAAGGGAUUGUUUUAUGAAUGUGUUGUGACUGACAUUCAGAAAUUCCCGAUGUCCAUGCAGCGCCUGUUGCGGCCUAAUGGUUACAGAGCGUAGAAAUGAUAUUCAUUUCCACUUUAUGACCAACAUAGAUAGCACUGCAAAUAUUACGUGUAAUAAGCUAUGUAAUUUUCUUUGCAUGUGAUAGUCUGACAUUGUGUCCUUAUAUUGGAUGUAAUAAAUGCUCAUGUCAUCACUUGCGAUUAAAGCUGUUUUGUAAGACAAA